This is a messenger RNA of Anolis carolinensis (green anole), 4312 nucleotides long. RefSeq names its product TNF receptor superfamily member 14 (gene tnfrsf14). The record is from RefSeq and is a predicted model, not a curated record. Gene Ontology annotation, biological process: response to type II interferon; apoptotic process; positive regulation of angiogenesis. Lineage: Eukaryota; Metazoa; Chordata; Lepidosauria; Squamata; Anolidae. Bases 1039 to 1920 code for a protein of 293 amino acids. The transcript has 8 exons. Gene Ontology annotation, cellular component: CD40 receptor complex; external side of plasma membrane; membrane. Gene Ontology annotation, molecular function: protein binding; transmembrane signaling receptor activity; antigen binding.
UAUUAUUAUUAUUAUUAUUAUUAUUCAGAAUGCGCAUAGAUGACGUUAUCAUUGGCAUAUAGGAAUUCUAUAACUUUUUUUGUUGUGAUCUUGAAUGUGAUUUUCCUACUUCUUGGCAGAAUGGGGUUGGACUGGAUGGCCAUGAAGUCUCUUUCAACUCUAGGAUCCUUCUUCAGAAAUUGCACAGAUGAUGUUAUCAUCGGCAUAUAGGAAUUCUAUAAAAGGUUGAAGCCUGGGCUGGAUGGCCAUCUGUUGGGGGUGCUUUGAAUGUGGUUUUCCUGCUUCUUGGCAGAAUGGCAUUGGACUGGAUAGCCCGUGAGGUCUCUUCCAACUCUAGGAUUCUUUUUCAGAAUGAGCAUGGAUGACGCUAUCAUCGGCAUAUAGUAAUUCUAUAACUUUUUUUUGUUGUGACCUUGUAUGUGAUUUUUUUUGUUGUGACCUUGAAUGUGAUUUUCCUACUUCUUGGCAAAAUGGCAUUGGACUGGAUAGGUCUCUUCCAACUCUAGGAUUCUAGAAUUCUUUUUCAGAAUGAGCUUGGAUGACGCUGUCAUCGGCAUAUAGGAUUUCUAUAACUUUUUUUUUGUUGUGACCUUGAAUGUGAUUUUCCUACUUCUUGGCAGAAUGGCGUUGGACUGGAUGGUAAAUGAAGUCUCUUCCAACUCUAGGAUUCUGUGAUUCUUUUUCAGAAUGAGCUUCGAUGACGCUAUUAUCGGCCUAUAGGAAUUCUACAACUGGUUUGGUUGUGACCUUCGCUUUGUCUUGGUCUGCUGGGGUUAAAUAGCUUGGCAGAGGAAGGAGAAGAGGGGGAAGAGAAAAGGAAAGAGGAGGAGAAGUAAGAGGAGAAGGAGGAAGAGGAAGAGGAAGAGAAGCCUUGUUCCUCUGCCAGGGGUUUUUGCUCCACGCUUUCUGUCUGGCUGGCUUGGCUUGGCUUCCUUUGUCUCCGCCCAACUUGGCUUCAGAGGCAUUGCUGUCGGGAAGAACACUCCCCUCCUUAGAUUUUGCUUUCACUUUCGCAGGCUGAUCUCCGGAGGGGUCUGGAUGGCCUCGGGAUCCCCCCCUGGAGGCUUUCCAGCCUGGAUCAUGCGCCUGAAUACGGUUUGCAUUUUCCUUGCAACGCAACUACUAUUUCACCAAGGAGCAUUGUCCUGCCAAGUGUGGGAGUACAGGAGUAGUAACGGCGAAUGCUGCCCCAAAUGUACUGCAGGAAGCCGAGUCGCAAAGCCUUGUACCACCAGUUCGAGUACGGGAUGCGUCCCAUGUUCAGAGGGGACGUAUACAGACCACCCGAAUGGACUGCCGGAAUGUUUUCGAUGCCAACUCUGUGAUCCAGGAGCUCACCUGAAAGUUAAGGAGGAAUGCACGUACACCAAAAACACGGUGUGUGCCUGUGUCCCAGGUUACUUCUGCAGCCAUCGAAGGAACGAGCGGACCUGUGAGAUAUGCGCCAAACAUACCGUCUCCCCGCCUGGUUAUAAGGUGAUACAGGCCGGCACAGAAACCAACGAUACCGAGUUCGUACCUUGCCCACUUGGAACUUUCUCAGCAAUGGAGAUGUCUUUCUCCUGUGAACCUUGGACUGAUUGCAAUAAGGAAGGCUUGAUCGAAGUCUGCUCCGGCAAUGCCUCUUCGGAUGCGGUGUGUGGACGCCCAAAGCUGGACAAGAGGAGUCGGGUGUAUUUAUAUGUCCCUCUUGUUGUGUGUUCUCUCCUUUCGGUUCUUUUAUGUCUUGUCAUAAUUCGCAGCAGAGGACAGCAGUCCAACAAAAAAGGUGCUGCUGAGGAACAGAAGGAAGAGCGAAAUGUUGACUACAUCCCCGUUCAAGAAAGGAACGUCAUGGUUAUACCCAUGCAGGAGACGUCUCCAAAUCACGGAGAACCAAGCUAUCGGACUUUUGCUUUAGUCGACCAAGCUUUGGGUUGAAGAAAAAAUAAAUAGUCAUCACUGCAGCAGAUAAUUUCGAAACAUCAUGAGAGAACAUUAAUGUCCUCCUUUCCUGAGUUUCUUGUAGCGCUACUAUAUCAUCAGGCCAAACUACAGGACGAAGCGGAAGAACGUGAAUGAGGUGGUAAAGUUGAAGAAAAAGUAGAGUUGGAGGAAACUCCAAGGGCUAUGCAGUCCAACCCUAUUCAGGAAAAUAUAGUCCAAGCCCUCCCGACUGAUGGCCAACCAGCCAUGUUUCCAUAGCUCCAGAAAACUAGACUCCACCAUCCUACGUUAGUCUAUUCUACUCUUGAACAGUUAUUAUCAUCCGGAAGUUCCUCCUAAUAUUUUGGAGGCCUCUCUUCUCCUGUAGCUGGAAUCUCUCUUCGAACCUCCGCUGAGAAAAUCCUCGCAAGAAUCCUUGAAAACCACCUUCUACCUAUUUCAGAAGACACUUUCCCAGAAUCCAAGAACGGCUUCCACUCCUUCAGAGGAACAGUGGAUAUCAUCUUCACUGCACGACAGCUCCAAGAACAAUACAGGGAACAAUAGCAACCUCUGCACAACCAAGACACUACACUUGGAAGGCCAUCAUCCACGGACAACGAGGGAUGGCCUAAGUAAGGACUACAACUCCCAUCAUUCUCUGUCAAUCCCCCUUAAACCCAGCCCGUAUUUCAAGCUGGUCAGGAUGGGUUUGUGUGCCAAGUUUUGUCCACAUUCAGUCGGUGGGAGUCACAAGGCUCUUUGGAGAUGAGAGCCAUCUUGGAAAAUUCAUACAUACAUACAUACAUAUUUUAUUAUAUUCAUAGAGAAGCUUUCCUACGUUGUACGGAUUACAGCCUCAGGUUAUAAAGCACAUUUAUACAGUUGUAGUGGGAUCGAAUGAUCGGACCCCCAAAAUAUGCGAAUCGUGUCCUUUUCCCAAAGCUUUCAGGUGAUACAAGGAGGAAGACUUAUGGUCGCUAGUUCUUUCUAAUGUCCUUUUCUGUAAUUUGAACCCACUGCUCCGAACCCGACUACGUUGAAACUAUCUUAAGGGGGAGAGGCAUGAUAUGGGGCUAGGAUGUAACCCAGCUCGUAAAUCACUGUUGCAGCCCAGGCAGCGAGAGCACUGAAAACCAACACAGAGACCAAUAUUCUUUUAAUAUCUUUAUUAAAGCAAAAAAUAAUUCCAAAAUGAAUUAGUGGAAAAGUUGAGCAAGCAAUAGCCCUUUAAGAAAAAGUAUAAGAUAGACCAGAAAUGUCCAGGAAUAUGUCCAGUAUUAGAGUCCAAAGUCCAAAAACCGAAACAUACUCCAAAACUGAUGAAGCCCUGGAGUGGGGAAAUAAGUCAGCAAGCUAGGCAGAUGAGCAAGGUCCAAAAGGUUCAAGAAUAGUUCUUAGCAGCGAGGCAGGAACUUGAUAUCAUGGAAAUAAAUCUUGGUUCACGAAAAAACAGGAAAGUAGACCUAAAUCCGGGUCUACUCGUGAGUUGCGGCAACUGUUAGCCACUAGGGUGGAGGAGCAGGAAACUGGAGACGAUGAACCUUCUUAGUAGUAAGCAACGUUUACACUGCAAGGAAAACUACUGGGAGCGAAACUUUUAUUGAAGUGCAGAGUCUCCCCCCAAAAGUUCCCAAGGGAAAGGCUUCUAGAGAGAGUCUCCACGCUCAGCCAAGCGGGCACUUCUUCUCCGCGCUUGUUUCUCAGAUCUCUGCUUGUUUAGAUACUCUUUCCGGUUGAAGGACACAGACUCCGGCGAGCUAGAGACAUCUGGCAAGGGAGUAGAGUUAUCCACAACACUUUCCCUUUCAAUUAGAGCUGCAAGUGGCAGCUGCAAAUUCAUCGGGUCUUGCUGACUCGGAGAAAUAUCAACAUAUUCUUCAUCCUGGUCAAAGGCGAACCCAGGGUCAGGUACAGGGGCCAAAGGUAGCUGGGAUAUAACAAUCACCAGCACUAAUAAGAUCUACCGACCGAAAGGUGGCCGGUUCGAACCCUGGUCGGGGUGAGCACUCGACCAACAAGCCCAGCUCACUAUACUAAGCAGCUCGAAAACAGCUUAGAGCUGUAAGUAGAGAAAUUAGGUACCGCUAAUUAAGCUGGGGAAAUAUUUUAUGACACCAUAAAAUGCCGGCGACCAAAAAGGAAGGAGGAAGUCUUGUUGGGGAGAUAGGGCGGAAUAUAAAUAAAGUGUUAUUAUUAUGUUAUAUUAUACAGAUCUUUACAACGGUUGGUUAAGCGUUGGUGUAUAUAAACAAUUCAUCUACUUACUAAAAGUCCGUUAACCCAUGUUCAAAACUCUGAGAAGAUUCCUUUUGUUACUUGUUCAGGACUCUGUCUUAAUAGUGUGUGAUGACACUAUUAUUUACAUACCGUUACUAAUGGAAUAAAAUCCACAAAUCUAAUUCCA